This is a messenger RNA of Leptidea sinapis, 4398 nucleotides long. RefSeq names its product V-type proton ATPase 116 kDa subunit a 1 (gene Vha100-1). Gene Ontology annotation, biological process: proton transmembrane transport; vacuolar acidification. NCBI's taxonomy places the organism in Eukaryota, Metazoa, Arthropoda, Insecta, Lepidoptera, Pieridae. Gene Ontology annotation, cellular component: vacuolar proton-transporting V-type ATPase complex; vacuolar proton-transporting V-type ATPase, V0 domain; plasma membrane. Gene Ontology annotation, molecular function: ATPase binding; proton-transporting ATPase activity, rotational mechanism. The record is from RefSeq and is a predicted model, not a curated record. The transcript has 19 exons. Bases 197 to 2758 code for a protein of 853 amino acids.
UUUUAUCGCAGUGCGCAGGCUCAAAGAAGUCGUAGUGUUCUUCAAUAGCCGCGCACGGAGAUUACUGUAACGUUAUUGAUUUAUAGUCAAUCGGUCACGGCUUACGCCUCCAUUGUAUUCCGUUCGAUUACGGAUGCGACGGAGCAGCCGUCAAUAAGUUUAAUAUCAGGUGAAGUGUUGCUUAAAUCCGUCGAAGAUGGGUUCCUUAUUUCGUAGUGAGGAAAUGACUUUGUGUCAGCUCUUCUUGCAAAGUGAAGCUGCCUAUGCAUGCGUGUCUGAACUCGGAGAACUAGGGCUUGUUCAGUUUCGCGACUUAAAUCCCGACGUAAAUGCAUUCCAACGCAAAUUCGUCAACGAAGUUCGUCGCUGCGAUGAAAUGGAGAGGAAGCUGCGGUAUCUGGAGAAGGAGAUCAGACGUGAUGGCAUCCCAAUGUUGGAGAUACCCGGGGAGUGUCCAGAAGCACCACAGCCCCGAGAGAUGAUAGAUCUUGAGGCUACGUUCGAGAAACUCGAGAAUGAACUCCGCGAAGUCAACCAGAAUGCGGAGGCGUUGAAAAGAAACUUCCUGGAGCUGACCGAGUUGAAACAUAUCCUGAGAAAAACACAAGUGUUCUUCGACGAGCACGAGGGCAGUUCGAAUACGACAGAGUCGAUGACGCGCGCGCUCAUAUCCGACGAUCCGAGUAAGCACAUGGGACAAGUGCAGCUAGGUUAUCGGGACAAACAAGAGUCCUUGGAAUUCCUGCCCUGCUUCGUGGCGGGCGUGAUCCUGCGCGAGCGCAUCCCCGCGUUUGAACGCAUGCUGUGGCGAGCGUGCCGCGGCAACGUGUUCCUACGACAGGCAGAGAUCGACACGCCGCUCGAAGACCCCUCCUCGUCUGAUCAAGUGUACAAGUCGGUGUUCAUAAUCUUCUUCCAAGGAGACCAGCUCAAGACCAGAGUUAAGAAGAUAUGCGAGGGUUUCCGCGCAACCCUCUACCCUUGCCCGGAGGCACCCGCUGACAGGCGAGAGAUGGCCAUGGGCGUUAUGACCAGAAUUGAAGACUUGAACACGGUUCUUGGACAGACCCAGGACCACCGACACCGCGUGCUGGUGGCGGCUGCGAAGAACAUCAAGAACUGGUUCGUGAAGGUGCGCAAGAUCAAGGCCAUCUACCACACGCUCAACCUGUUCAACCUGGACGUCACCCAGAAGUGUCUGAUCGCGGAGUGCUGGGUUCCCGCGCUCGACAUGGAGACCAUACAGCUGGCUUUAAGAAGGGGAACCGAACGUAGCGGUAGUUCCGUGCCGCCGAUCCUCAACCGCAUGGAGACCCUGGAGGACCCGCCCACCUAUAACCGCACCAACAAGUUCACCGUCGCCUUCCAGAACCUCAUCUACGCGUACGGCGUGGCCACCUACCGAGAGGUUAACCCAGCGCCGUACACAAUAAUCACGUUCCCGUUCCUGUUCGCCGUGAUGUUCGGAGACCUGGGCCACGGCGCGCUCAUGGCCGUCUUCGGCUUCUGGAUGUGCUACAAGGAGAAGCCGCUGCAGGCCAAGAAGAUUGACAGCGAGAUCUGGAACAUAUUCUUCGGUGGUCGCUACAUAAUUCUGCUCAUGGGCCUAUUCUCCAUGUACACCGGCCUCAUUUACAACGACAUCUUCUCCAAGAGCCUCAACAUAUUCGGGUCGUCGUGGCGCAACAAUUACAACGUCAGCACGCUGCAAGAGAACAAGCUGCUGCAACUCAACCCGGACUCCAUGGACUACAUACAAAAACCAUAUCCGUUCGGCAUUGAUCCCGUUUGGCAGUUGGCGGAGGCGAACAAGAUAAUAUUCAUGAACGCGUACAAGAUGAAGAUUUCAAUCAUCAUUGGAGUGUUCCAUAUGUUGUUCGGAGUCUCCCUGUCGCUCUGGAACCAUAUCUACUACAAGCGCCGCAUCAACAUCUACGUGGAGUUCAUCCCGCAGAUCAUGUUCCUCACACUACUGUUCUUUUACAUGGUGCUGCUUAUGUUCAUCAAGUGGACCUCCUACGGCUCAACCCCACCUUUUUUCGGCAGCCAGGAUCCUGAGAUCGUCAAGUCGAGCGCGUUCUGUGCGCCGUCGAUCCUUAUCACCUUCAUCAACAUGAUGCUGUUCAAGAAGGACGAGAACUCGCGGCCGCAGUGCGACGAGACCAUGUACGCCGGUCAGAUGGGGCUACAGAAGUUAUUCGUGCUGCUGGCGCUGUGUUGCGUGCCGGUCAUGUUGUUCGGUAAGCCGUACUUCGUGAUGAAGGAACAGAAGAAGCGCGCCGCUCAAGGUCACCAGCAGCCGUUGGAAGGCGCGGCGGAGAACGGCACUGCUGGAGGAGCGGUGGUGCCCGCAGGUGGUCACCAGGACGAGGAGAUCACAGAGGUGUUCAUACAUCAGGCCAUCCACACGAUCGAGUACGUGCUGGGCAGUGUGUCCCACACGGCCUCCUACCUGCGGCUGUGGGCACUGUCACUGGCGCACGCGCAGCUCGCUGAGGUCGCCUGGAACAUGCUGCUGAGGAAAGGUCUGAUGUCCGGGGGCUACCAGGGCGGCAUCUUCCUGUACGUGGUGUUCGCGGGCUGGGCAGCCAUCUCCGUGUCCAUCCUGGUGCUCAUGGAGGGACUCUCCGCGUUCCUGCACACGUUGCGUCUGCACUGGGUCGAGUUCCAGAGCAAGUUCUAUGCCGGCGAAGGUUACCUGUUCCAACCGUUCUCGUUCGAGGUCAUCCUCGACACAGCCUCGCAGACCGACGAGUAAACUUGUGCAUAUCUGUCUGUCUGUCAUUUACACACUUCGCUUUUGAGUAGCUUAUGCUCGAACUAUAACUUCGUAUAAAUAGAUACAUGUUUAUUCACAAUAAUUGUUAUAUGGUCAUCACAUUACUGUUAUUUGUUUUGUAGAGCAUCAUGGCGGCUGUAUGUUUGAUAUGAAGUGUUGCCAAAACUGUAAAUCUGGUAAAUCAACAAAAAAAUCAAGUCUAAAUCUUGGAAAUUACUUUUCAUGAUAGUUCAUCACUUGUUCGGAUGUCGGUUAUAAAAUAUUUAUGAAUUAUAACAUAUAGAUUCCUCUUCUAUUUAGAUGUUUGAAACUCCUUUAUGAAUUACUCGAUUCUGCUUUCUACUGUUUAAGAAGUAUUGUAAUGUUGCCGUUAGAAAUUAGAUACAAAUAAAUAUAUUUCUGUCGAUAAUCUUAAAUAAUUAUAGAGAAUAUAAUCAAUAUUGUAGUAGAUGUUAAUGUAAUCUUACAAAGCGUAGCAGUUCUACAUAUUGUAUAUUAAAGAAUCUUGUCAAAGCUUGUAUCUUUCUAUAGACUUAUAUGAUGUAUAAUUUAUUUUAUUUAAAUAUUUAUUAAGUUUUCUAAGUUUUGAAAUUUCGAAGAUUUUGUAGAUUUAUUCUUGAUAAUUUGUUUUACUUUAAUAAGUUUUCCGCCAUUACAGGAGACAGUGUGUGAAUAAUAUUCAGGACAACGAUGUAUGAUAUAUUUUCAAGGUUUUGUACUAACAACUACUUUAAUAAAUUUGAGAAAGGAAUAUUUAUCAGUGAUGUUGUUCAUUAUAGCCUAAACACAUGAUCGGAUUUGGUUACGGCCUUACCAUCUGACGUGGUCUGGUAGUGGACCAUAUUUGAUGGUAUGACGCAUUGUCCAUCUCACAAAAUUAUUAGAUUACGGAUAGAAUCCUUUUGGUCGCGUAUGCGCUCCUCUAGCAAUAAAAUGAUUUCUACUUUGUCUGAGUACUUGAACAAUCCCAUUUUUUAAUAUUGGUUAGAUAUGCAUCAGAAUAACAACCAUAAAUAGCUGUAGAUAUCGAAUGUUUAUUUAUUUUUUUAAAUCAAUUUCAAAUUAAUAUCUUAUUCUUAUUAUAAUUUCAAAUUAUAUUCAUAAAUAAUUGUAAUUCUUAAUAAUUUUGACUGAUUGUAAUUGUGACUUUGUAAAAUUAUGCAAUAUGGAUAUGUGUCUGAAAUAAACAUUAUUAUUAUAAUUAAUAUUAUCACCCAGACCGUAUGAAGUACGACGCCGGACCAAUUGGUGCGAGGCACCCACCGGAUAGUGCGAUGGUACGGCCGCACCAAAUCCGACCAUGUGUCUAGGCUAUUAUAAUGCCAUCUUAUAUUAUAGAAAAAUACCUUGAUUUGAAUUGAAUGACUAAACUCAAGUUACAAAGUAAAAUAAAAUGAUGUUGUGAAGACAGGUUCAGACAGGCGCGGCUAGUAUGUAAAGAGUUAAUUUGUAUUUGUUUUGUAUAACAUUUUUAUAAGUUGAAAUGUACUUAAUCUGAUUUGAAAUAACCGAGCUCUCUUGAUGCAGUUAGACGAUGUUCCAGUAGAGAUUCAGUGAAUGUUCCUUGUUCCCGCUGUGUAGAUAAGAAUCAGAUGAAAUAUAUGGUUAUUUGUAGAUCA